Oryzias latipes (Japanese medaka) is the source of this 1673-nucleotide messenger RNA. RefSeq names its product NEDD8-activating enzyme E1 catalytic subunit. Gene Ontology annotation, cellular component: cytoplasm; nucleus. Gene Ontology annotation, biological process: protein neddylation. Gene Ontology annotation, molecular function: NEDD8 activating enzyme activity. Lineage: Eukaryota; Metazoa; Chordata; Actinopteri; Beloniformes; Adrianichthyidae. The record is from RefSeq and is a predicted model, not a curated record.
AUUUCAGUUUCGGUUGGUUUUGAGAAACGGCUGCGGUCUCCCAGCCGUUUCUGACUCCCGUGAACGCAGCAGCAGGAAUCGAGGACAUGGGACCGUGAAAGUAUGGCGGAUGCCGAGGAGCCGGAGAAGAAAAGAAGGCGAAUAGAAGACCUGACUGACAAAAUGGCUGUUGAUGGCGGGCACAGGAUCAGCGGUUGCAGCUGGGAUGGUCGCUGGAAUCACGUCAGGAAAUUUCUGGAACGUCCGGGGCCGUUUACCCAUCCCGACUUUGAGCCGAGCCCUGAGGUGAAGCAGAGUUGCUUCAAUGAUGCUUCUUUACAGUUUUUGUUGGAGACCUGCAAGAUCCUGGUGAUUGGGGCAGGAGGGCUCGGUUGUGAACUUCUUAAAAAUCUGGCUCUAUCUGGGUUUCGCCUGAUUGACGUUGUCGACAUGGAUAUUAUUGAUGUGUCGAACCUCAACAGGCAGUUUCUUUUCAGGCCCAAUGAUGUUGGAAGACCAAAAGCAGAGGUAGCUGCUGAGUUCAUCAACAGUCGUAUCCCAGGAUGCAAAGUACUCCCUCACUUCAAAAAAAUACAAGAUUUUGAUGACUCCUUUUACCGCCAGUUCCACAUAAUUGUCUGUGGACUGGACUCCAUCAUUGCCAGACGUUGGAUGAACGGCAUGCUGAUAUCCAUCCUGAGCUAUGAUGAAGGAGUCCUGGAUCCCAGCUCCAUCAUCCCUCUCAUUGAUGGGGGGACGGAAGGCUUUAAGGGAAAUGCUCGAGUCAUUCUUCCGGGCAUGACGGCGUGUAUCGACUGCACGCUGGAGCUGUACCCGCCACAGAUAAAUUUCCCGAUGUGCACCAUUGCCUCGAUGCCCAGGCUGCCGGAGCACUGCAUCGAAUAUGUCCGCAUUCUACAGUGGCCCAAAGAGACGCCGUUUGGAGACACAAGUUUGGACGGUGAUAAUCCAGAGCAUAUCCAGUGGGUGUUUGAAAGAUCCCAGGAAAGAGCAGCGGAGUUUAGCAUCCCAGGCGUGACCUACAGACUCACUCAAGGAGUUGUGAAGAGGAUCAUUCCUGCUGUAGCAUCAACGAAUGCUGUUAUUGCUGCUGCCUGUGCAACUGAGGUUUUUAAAAUUGCAACCAGUGCUUAUAUUCCCUUAAAUAAUUACCUGGUCUUCAAUGACGUGGAUGGACUGUACACCCAUGCUUUUGAAGCUGAGCGAAAGGAAAACUGUACAGCGUGCAGUCAAGUACCUCAAGAUUUGCAGUUCCCGCCCUCUGCCAAGUUACAGGAGAUUUUGGAGUACUUGACGGAGAACUCUUCCCUCCAAAUGAAAUCUCCGGCCAUCACCACAGUUCUGGAAGGAAAGAAUAAGACUUUGUAUCUGCAGUCUAUAAAAUCUAUUGAAGAACGCACCAGACCAAACCUCUGCAAAACUUUAAAAGAGCUGGGCUUGUCAGACGGCCAGGAACUAGCCGUAGCCGACGUCACCACGCCGCAGACCGUUCUCUUCAAACUCAACUUCACCGCUUGAGCAAAAUGACCAGCAGCGAUCCACAGACUGGAUGAUAGAAUGACUUGGAUGUUUAUGUUUCUGUAGAACAUUUGAUGUUAUGAUGUAAAUAAGAUGCUUAACUCCUCAAUAGUAAAAUGUGAUGUAUACCCAUUAAAUCAUUUAAUCGCACUUUU